Helianthus annuus (common sunflower) is the source of this 979-nucleotide messenger RNA. Its product is annotated as 50S ribosomal protein L13, chloroplastic. The coding region runs from base 161 to 811 and encodes 216 amino acids. Gene Ontology annotation, molecular function: mRNA binding; structural constituent of ribosome. Gene Ontology annotation, cellular component: cytosolic large ribosomal subunit; ribosome. The record is from RefSeq and is a predicted model, not a curated record. Gene Ontology annotation, biological process: translation; negative regulation of translation. Lineage: Eukaryota; Viridiplantae; Streptophyta; Magnoliopsida; Asterales; Asteraceae. The transcript is spliced from 4 exons.
CUCACAGGGUAGGAUAAAAGUAGUUUAGCGAAGUUGAGGUCGAAUAAAACACUCACAGGGUAGGAUAAAAGUAGUUUAGCAAGUGAAACUCUCCUUCACUUUCACUUGACUACACCUUAUCCUCUCCUCCUGUAGUGUUGAGGGAGGAAGAUCAAAGGCGAUGAUUGCCUACGCAACUUCAUCAUCCGCGAUGUUCGCAGCAUCGCACAAGAAUCCACUUCUCUCAACAAACCACACCACUACCACAACCAAUCGUAACUUUCAGAUCCGCUGCCAACGAAACCUUGCCCCUGUUGAGCAGCGUUGGAUGUUUACAGAUUCCAAUUUCACCGGACCGGAUGUAUGGAACAAGACAUGGUACCCCAAAGCCGAAGAUCAUGUGAACACAGAAAAGACAUGGUAUGUUGUUGACGCCACAGACAAAAUUCUUGGAAGGCUGGCAUCAACGAUAGCCAUUCACAUACGUGGCAAGAAUCUUGCUACCUAUACUCCUAGUGUAGACAUGGGAGCUUUUGUCAUCGUGGUAAAUGCUGAUAAAGUUGCAGUCUCGGGCAAAAAGAGAACCCAAAAACUGUACAGGAGGCAUUCGGGCAGACCUGGUGGGAUGAAAGUUGAAACUUUGGAUCAGCUUCAACAAAGGAUUCCAGAAAGGAUCAUUGAGCACGCGGUCCGUGGGAUGCUUCCCAAGGGAAGGCUUGGAAGAGAUCUUUUUACUCACCUUAAGGUGUACACAGGUCCUGACCAUCCACACCAAGCACAAACGCCGAUCGACUUGCCUAUAAGAGACAAGAGGAUACAGAAACAAACCUAGCUUCUCCUUUUUUCGUUUUUGAAUUAUCAAUUUAUCAUUUGAGAAGCAUAUUUCUUCUUUCUUUCGUUUUUGAAUCAGAGCUCUGAUAUCAAUGUUACAUAUCAAACGAGAGAACUCAACCCAAAAGACUUGUCUGGUGGGUGAGAGAGCUCAUUUAGUAUAUAAACC